Gloeophyllum trabeum ATCC 11539 is the source of this 504-nucleotide messenger RNA. RefSeq lists its product as uncharacterized. The transcript is spliced from 2 exons. The record is from RefSeq and is a predicted model, not a curated record. NCBI's taxonomy places the organism in Eukaryota, Fungi, Basidiomycota, Agaricomycetes, Gloeophyllales, Gloeophyllaceae. The annotation marks the transcript as partial.
AUGCCCGCCGAGGAUGAACCACAGGCGAAAGUGGCCACAAACAGGGCCAUGAUCGCCAAGAUAACAGCACUGGAAGAAAGCCUUGCCGAGACAGAACAGACCGCAGAUGGGGUAAAAGCGCAGCUAGACAAGACCAUCAAAGCCGUAGCACGUCACAAAGCCAGAAUCGAGGAGCUUGAAGAGACGAAUGAAGCGCUCCAGAUACGCGUCGAAGACUUGGAAACCCGUAUGAAAGCGCUCGAAGACCAGUUCACCACGACAUUUGGCAGCGGUGAUGCAAGCGAGACUGACGAGGAAGGGGAGGAGCAGUCGCAGGAGCGCCUAGACCGCCUCGAGCGAAGCUACCUAGCUACACAGGACCCGAGCUUGCGGCACUUGAUUCGAACAGUGUUUCAGCUGCUCAUGGGCAUUGGCCGUUUGACACCGGAUGUGCUCCCGACGUGGCCUACCGAUCCCGAGGAUGCCGAAGCAUGGCCGAAAGAUGACGCUACCGGCCAGCGGUUG